Molecule: messenger RNA, 4357 nt
Organism: Oldenlandia corymbosa var. corymbosa
Lineage: Eukaryota; Viridiplantae; Streptophyta; Magnoliopsida; Gentianales; Rubiaceae
Source: the annotation of a GenBank genome assembly
CCACAUUAGACACGGCGCCUUCACCGCUAUUUCUUUUCAUCAUUUUGCUUGAACCAAAUCGGAAUUUCUUUAAUUAUUAUUAGAAAAUUUGGCCAAUAUUCACGCCUCAAAAAUCUGGAAUCAUUUUGGCCCAGACUAUACUUACUGACACCAAAUCUUUGUGUAUAAAUAAGUAAGCCUAGGAUCUCUCACCUUCCUUCAUCUCCACAUUCUUUCUUCUCCCUCUUACAAAAACACAAACUCUGGUGCUCAGACACUCAGUAACAAACAACUAACUUACUACCCUGAGGAUCAGAAGAUUAUGGCUCGUCCGUACAAUGUCACCGUCUUCUUGAUUCUCUCAUUACUUGUGGUAUUAGUUACAUUGCCCAACGAGGCCGAGAUUGCCAGCCAAGAUGUGGAUAUCGAUGCUCGGCGACAUCACACCGGAAGCCGUGCAUGUUCUUCUGCUUAAAGUGCUGUGCAACUUGUUUGUGUGUGCCUCCUGGUACUUAUGGCAACAAACAAACUUGUCCCUGCUACAACAACUGGAAGACUAAGGAAGGACGUCCCAAGUGCCCUUGAUCAUUUGAUUCCGAGCUCUAUUAAUUCAGCACCCAAUCUCAUUCCUUAAUUGUUAUUCUCUGAAUUAUAUGGAGCUGUUUGUUUCUUUUUCUUUUUUUUUUUUUUUUUUUCCCAAAUUGAUUUCGUUGAUUGGUUUUGUGACGGCAAUUAUUAUUAGUACGUCUUAAAUUGGUAAUGCAGAAUUGAGCAUUUUUCGUCAGCCUAUGUAUGUACAUUUUUCUUGCAGUUACGAAUUGGGAUGAGUUAUUACCAGUAUAUGGCACUUGUUGCCAUGAACUACUGUAUUAUUUAUUUCUAUAGGGGGGGAAAAGAAAAAAAAAAAAAAUCAUUGCAAUCAAAUUAGACAAAGGUGCCAAUUACCAUGGUUACAACAAUCUACAAGUCAUAACGAGGACAUUUCCUAGGACUUGAGAACAAAGAAGACUAAAAUAUUUGCAUCACAUCAAUUUAAUCCUGACUAUUUAUGCUGGAGAGAUUUUUGGCCCUUUCUUUUAUGGUAGGAUAUGAACGUAAAUACUAUAAAUUUGGUUUGCGAUCGAGAAAUGAUAUCGUAGGAAUACAAGAAAAGGAAUAUGGAAUGGAUAAUAUCAAUAUAUCUGACAAAUCCCUAUUUUCCUUUUUAGCAAAUUCUUUUCCCUUCUUACUAUUUUUGAAUUUUGUGGACUCCGUUACAAACAAACUUACCACGCUAAGAUUAGAAGAUUAUUGCUCCAUAAUAUCACGACUCGGGGGCCUUGGGGUGGCCGGAAAAGAGAAUCGGAGAAAUUAGGAGGCCGGACGAAUUUCGGGUGAGGGAAAAUCGGAGGAGAAGGGAUAAACUGGAAAAAUCCAAUUUGGCGUUAAAAUUUUCGAUAAUUAAUUUUUCAGACCCAGGGACUAUACAUAGUCCACACAUUUUCAAAAAUGACUUUCGAAUCCCUAUAGUUUAUAACCUUACAAAUAAGUCCAGAGGCAUGACAUAAAUAAUUAAAUCCAACACCAAAGAUGGGCUUACAUGUUUCUAAGAUAAAAGGCCGAAACAUCUUGGCCCAGUUCGAUAACGAUUUUUCCUAUUAUUAUUAUGUUUUCUUUUUCUUUGUUCCUUUCCGUAUUCUUUGAAUAGAAUAGACAAAAUGCAGUACGAUUUGGUAUGAAUCAUCUGGCGAUACAUACAGAAUCAAAAUAUGGAGUUUAAUUUUCAAGCUCCUACUUUACCAGAACGUUGAUUAUUCCUCUCAUUUUUACUCCCUCUUUUAUGUUGCCUGAAUUAAAAUUGACAUGCUACAGUUGAACACUAAUCCAAGAGGUUUCUGCAGCACUUUUGUUUGAGUUGAAUUUGCGGGUCUUUUGUGAUUUGGAUUGCUUAUCCACUCUAUGAUGAUGGGUGUUGAUAAAAAUGCAACGAUUAUUGAUCCUGGAAAAAGGGACCAUUCUUAUAAAACUGGUCGACAAGGAUGGUAUUUAUGAUUUUAGUUCACUUUCUAGUUUGGGAGUUUGGACACUAGUGUUGGCAAAUGAGGGGCCACAUGCUACUUUUGUGGCUGGAAUUCCUCAAAAUCGUUUCAUUCCCUCUCCAUAGCCCAUACUCAAUACCUUUCAUUCCAUCAAUUCCUUAAAUUCUCAGACAAAUUUUUAUGAAAGAAAUUACAGUUCCACUAUUGUACAUAGUACUAUAUAUCACUCCUCCAACUCUGGCACCGCUGCUGUGUUUUCUUUAAUCUAAGAGGUCUCUCUGGUUUUCAGGAGAUGUUACUUGCACAGUAUUUACAUUGAUUCUUGAUAUUGGCUCCUGUUGGAAGCAAGUUUGGAGGGGACUUGUCAUUGCAGUGCAGACUAAAACCGUAUGGCUAAUAGUGGCUUUUCUUAUUCUUCUGUCAAAUCACCCCAGCACCCCAAGCUUUUAGCUAUCAGUCAAGCUGAUCUUGGAAAACAAAACAAGAGACUUCUCUCUGGCUUUAAUCGUAAAUUCUCUAACAAUAGGUUCCGACAUUUGCGUGUAAAAAUACUCAAUUUCAUUCCGUCCUCCGAUGGGUCGUCGUCGUCAUGCCAUUCAACAAAAACACAUGACUCUGAAACAAGAGAGUGUGUCAGACAAUUGGAUGAUCAUUCUGAUACUCAUAGAGAACGAUUUGAAGAUGAGCAUCCUGUCAGACCUGGGAAAACUAUUUCUUCGCAUCAGGGAUUAGCUGAAGCUUGUAAAUUUGUCUAUAAUGACGCAAAAUAUGUGAAUGAAAGGGCUAGAAAUGACUUUGUAUUGCUUUCUAGAGGGAUAAUGAGACUGGAUGCUCGGGCACGCCGAGAUGUUGCCAUUAUUGGCACAGAGUUUCUCAAGCUUGAUGCUCGGGCCAGGGAAGACACAGAAAAAAUUGACCAUGAUGUGAAAAGGAGAGCUGAAAGGCUUCAUCAUGUUGCUACUAUUUUAAAAAAUAUGGCUGGAUCAAGACUGAAAAAUGCUGCUGAUGAACAUUGGAGUGAUGGUGCUUUGGAGGCUGAUUUGCGUCGUGCCAACAAUGCUGCGAAGCAGCGAGCCAUGGAAGAUGCACUUAUGGCUCUUGAGUUUGUCAAAAAUAUUCAUGACAGAAUGGUCGGCAAGAUGAACAACUUUCCUUCAAACAGGAGUACUGGUCAUUUGUAUCAAACUGGCUUAGAAGACAAAAUAACCCUUGAAAAGAAUGGAAUAACUCUUGACUUCCUUGCACGAGAAGUAUCUGCCGAUCAAAUUGAUGCUAUUGAGGAAGCUUAUAUGAGCAUUGCAUCUGCAGUUUCAGAAGCUGAUGGGAUUGACUACACUGAUCCUGAGGAGUUAGAGUUGUUGGUCGCAACACUUAUAGAUCUUGAAGCAAUGGAUGGUAAAAGCAGUGUAUCGCUACUAGCAGAAUGUUCCAGUUCCCCUGAUGUCAAUACCAGGUAAUGCUAUAUUGACAUAUAAGAUGACUUUUCUGCAUUGUGUUCGUUCCAAUUUUUUUAAUUAGACUUAGAUAUCUAAUCGUGUAACCAUUACACUUCCCUUCAUGGGUUUCAAACUCUUGUUUAAAGCUAUAUCUCUUUAUCCCCUGUCGCUCAAAGAUGGUUUUAAAACAGACUUUGAAAUCCAUUCUUAGUUUUUGUAUUCAUAUGCAUUUGAAAAAUCCUUCUCUUCUUCGAGCCUAAUGUACAUGAAUCUAAUGUUGAUCAAAUACCUUGUAGUUAGUUUGGACUCCAAAAAAAAAGAAAAAAAAAAAACCCACAUCCGAUGCAAUACUGCAGGAAAACUACACUUCGUAGCUUAUGAAAUUCUAUCGUGCAGGAAAGCAUUAGCAAAUGCAUUAUCAACUGCUCCAUCAUUAUGGACUCUAGGAAAUGCAGGCAUGGGAGCCUUGCAGGUGUUCUAUUCUUCUCCUUCUCUUUCCAUCUUCUCUCUUACCCGCAAGCAUAAACAACGUAGUAAGCAUUUGUUUCCGUCUGCAGAGACUGGCAGAAGAUAGCAAUCCAGCAAUUGCUGCUGCUGCGUCGAGAACCAUUAAUGAGUUGAAAAAGCAGUGGGAAAUAGAGGAAGGUGACAACUGGAGGUUCAUGGUUAACCAAGUACAAAUGGAGAAUGAUAAUGAAGAUGAAGCAGAAUAGGAGGAGUUGGCUCUUUACUUUAAGUCAAUCUGUAGAUAUCCCUUGUGCUUCGGUGCAAGUUUUUGCUUGAUUACAUUAUUAUGGUAAAUCAAGUCUAUGAAUUAGCUUUGCUCUAAUUUCUAAUUCUCCCAAGUUUAUAAACUUUUCUUUUUUCCACUCAGGAAACUAGACACAGUAUGUAUUCUGCAUUUUGUUCCUUUUUUUUUUUUUU